Molecule: messenger RNA, 1645 nt
Organism: Mytilinidion resinicola
Lineage: Eukaryota; Fungi; Ascomycota; Dothideomycetes; Mytilinidiales; Mytilinidiaceae
Exons: 2
Source: RefSeq, a predicted model, not a curated record
UCGCAUCACGGAGGGGUGGAUGAUCGCAGCAGCGCAAAAUCACAAGUGCGGAGCUGAGCUCAUGGCCCUGCUCCUCCAUUGCGAACCAAGGCCCAGUAAGGAUGUUCGCAUCACAGAGGACGUGCUGGAGACGGCCGCGGGGAACGAGGGUGCCGCGGAGGGGAUAUUCGAGCUGCUAUCUCGUGAGAGGCCGGACGAGCUUCUCAUUACGCCCAGGGUGCUGCUGGCAGCUUGCAACAACGAGAAAUCCGCAAAGAGGAUCACGGAGAUACUGCUCCUCGCGAACGAAGGGAAGACGAUUCGAAUCACCGCGAGUAUGGUAGAGGCAACGAGGGAGGAUAAAUCGAGUAGGCGUUCGUUCAAUUGGGUCCCUAAGCAUCUGAGAGGGAAGUUGGAACUUGGUGAAGAGCCAGAUAAAGGCAAUAUGAUGAAGCAGACUAUUAAGAAGAUCAUUAGCCAGUUUGGCGACGAGGCGAGAUUUACGGCACAGGCGCUGAGUGCGCUUGCGGUGCUUGAAGAUACGAGGUUGUUGGAGGAUUGGUUGUUGGCAAAGCGGUUUGAGAUCCCCCGGAGCAUGGUAGAGGCUGCGGCUGCGAACCCGGACGCAGGGAUGAAGAUGCUGGAGAUGCUGCUCCAUGAACGGGGCAAUGAGGUCAAAAUCACUGAAAGAGUGCUCGUAGCCGCCGUAGGCAAUGAGCGGGUUGGGUUGGAUAUCGUUAUAGAGCUUCUUCUCCGAGAGUGCGGGAGCGAGAUACGCAUUACAGAGGGUACAAUAGAAGCAGCUAUGAGCCAUGGAUUCGCGGGCGGUCAAAUCCUGCUCCUGCUUCUAACUGAACGCGGAAAAGAGAUCCAAGUCACCGAGUCACUAAUGACAUACGCCGCCCGAGAGUCGCGGCAUCUUUGGAGCUGGCUUGUUUUGCACUCAGAUCGAGAUAUACAGAUGACAGAGCGGGUUGUAGAAGAAGUUGUCGGCAACGAGCAGAUUGGCGACGAAAUGUUGGUGGAGCUACUCACCGAGUAUAAUGAUGUCCAAAUCACCGAGAGAGUCUUAGAGGCCGCUGCCAGAAACUUUGGUAGAGGGCUAAAGAUCUUAGUAACGCUUCUACAUGAGCGAGGGGACGAUUGCUAUAUCACCGAGAGAGUCUUAGAAGCCGCUGCCGGGAACGUGAGAGAAGGUCUGAAGAUCCUGGGAAUGCUUAUAUAUGAGCGAGGGGACGAUUUUUAUAUCACGGAACGAGUUAUGGAGGCAGCCGCCCGGAACACCGAAAGCGGUGCAAAUAUUAUGAAUUUCCUUCUCAAAGAGCGACCCGAUGAGGCCGUGAUAACAGAGAGAGUUCUGGAAGCCGCAGUGGGUAACCUGGAAAUUGGAGACAAGAUACUGGAAUUUAUAUUUCGUGAAUACGGUGAUGAUAUCGAAAUCUCCGAAAGAGUGCUCGAGGCAGCAAGCCGGAACGAGAAAAAAGGCGGAGAGAUCAUCGACAUCAUUCUCCGUAGAUCGAACCAAAGCUUUACGAUAAGCGAAAGAGUACUGGAGGCAGCAGCGGGGAACUCGUGGUGUGGCGACGAAAUUGUGCGACAUUUCAUUAGCAAAUUGGACACCGAGAUCCAGAUGACCUCCAAAGUACUAGGAGCGGCCAUAGGAAAU